This is a messenger RNA of Symbiodinium natans, 1107 nucleotides long. Lineage: Eukaryota; Dinophyceae; Suessiales; Symbiodiniaceae. The record is from the annotation of a GenBank genome assembly.
AUGGAGCCGAGGACGCUGAUGCACCAGCCAUGGCCUGAUGAGCUCCACUUCCAUUGCUCCAGGCUGACCGGGUGCAAGAGAUGCAGCAGCAGACGAGAGGCCGCAAGAGCAAGACUCGGAACCUCUCCACGCAAAGCUUUGGACUCUCGCCUGGCAUCCAUGUCACCUGGUCCUUUUCGACGACCACUGCCUCGACCUUGCUCACCGCCGCCACCGCCACCACCACCCUACGCUCCAUGUGCAUGUGCGACGACAACUGAGACAGAUGAGCGUCCCGAGACAUCCGAGAUCGUUGAGCAGCUUCUAGACGAAUUUACAGAGCGCAUACAAAGCUUCUUCUUGGCACUGAUGGGCUUCAACCACCCUCAUAUGGAGAGGUUGCAAGCUGCCCUGGAUCAGCAAGUGAAAGCUUUGGGUCGCGGUCUGAUGAGGGCCAUGGCUGUAAAGGAUGCGUUCUGGGGUCUCAAAAGUGCAGUCGCCGAAAGUCAGCUGUGGAAGAGGCUGAAGCAAUGCCGCCAACGCUUGUUUGAUUGUCAGAAGCAGGUGCAGCAGUAUGCUGCCACGGCCGCUGAGGAGGCAUCGAUGCGGCAGGAGACAUUAGAGGCAUCAGCGCUGGUGCGCCAACAAGCAGAGCGGGCACGAGCCAUGGCCACCAAGCAGCUUUGUCGAGGUCCAGAGGCUCCCAUGGGAGUCUGCUUCUAUCACUGGGGCAAACUCACCAAGACCAGAUUGUCAAGAGGCCUCAUGGUCCAGCAAGUGCAUGGCCGGAAUCUUCACGCAGUAAGGGCAUGCUUGAUGCAGUCCACAUUCCUGCGCUGGCGACAAGCAUCGAGCGACGCCGUACGUGAACGUGCUUUCGGGGCACAACACAAUGCAGCUGCUGUGGCUGUAGCUGCUCAAGCACAGCGGUCCAAAGCUGCGCUGCACUCCGUCGUCAAUGCUGCGGCCAAGCAAAACUUGCCUACCAUUUGGAAGAGCCUUGGUGCUUGGCAGCUUCUGACGCUCAGGUCUCAUCGUCGGAUAUGGAAAGAGCGAGCUGCAGCAGCCGUUUCUUGGCUUCGUCAUUGCAGCAGGGUUGCCACGGUGCCACACUCUGACAGUGGGUGA